Molecule: messenger RNA, 1002 nt
Organism: Sorghum bicolor (sorghum)
Lineage: Eukaryota; Viridiplantae; Streptophyta; Magnoliopsida; Poales; Poaceae
Exons: 1
Coding region: 237-719 (160 amino acids)
Biological process (GO): negative regulation of cell population proliferation
Source: RefSeq, a predicted model, not a curated record
UAAGCAAACCCGAUAGAUUAGAAUAGAUGCUGCAUGGAUAUAUGAGAUGAGCACGGUACCUACACAUAUAGAUUUAGCGGAAGCGGACGCGGUAAUAUUUUAGCUCGGGGCCGGCCGGGGGAGGUGGCUUGCCCAGCCUAGCAUAUGCAGUAGCGCAUCCAUGAAUUUUUUUGCCCAUCCAUGUAUCAAUCAGCUCUGCUUUAACUAGUAAGUACUACUGGAGUGGAGAGAGAUGGAUGGAGACAGGCGGCUCAUAUAUAAAUAUACACAAGUUCGUUGCAGUUGUGAAGGAGAUAGGAUCAUACGUAUACGUACGUCGUCCAUGUCCAUCCACCGGGUGGGUCGUCGUCAUUGGUAAGAUCGUUGUACGGCGGAGGCGGCAGCAGCCGCGCGCUGCACUGCUUCCACCAGCACCAGCGAGUUGGGACGGCGACGGGGACGUGAAGCAGAAACAGCAGCUGCCGGUGCUGCCAACGAUGGAGAAGGAGGAGCAGGAGGAAGGAAGCCACCGUCGGCUUCAGGUUCAGCUGCAGGAGGAAGAAGCAGAGCCUGCUGCGGCCGCGGACUCUCCCGGUCGACGACGACAACGACGGCUGCGGCGGUCGGUGUCCAUGUCCAUGGGGAGCCGGCUGGCGAGCGCGGCGCGGGAGCAGAGGGCUCGCCUCUACAUCAUGCGCCGCUGCGUCUCCAUGCUCGUGCGCUGGAAGCACGACGACUAGCUUCUAGCUAUGACUUGUGGCGGGGCCAGCUAGCAGAGCACUAGCAGUAGCAGAAUGAAUAUAUAGCCGAUGAUGAAUGAAUGAAUGAAUCAUCCGAUUUUCGAGCACUGUGAUGUGAUGGUGUAUUCUGUUCUGCCAACAGAGGAACUCUGUUUGUCAUUGUGCUGCUUCUCUUCGCAUGCACCUAGCUAGCUAGCUUGAUGAACAUCAACUUCAGUCACUCUCUCUGCACUUGUUGUGGAUGCGACUGUCAGAUGAUCGCAUCGCAGGUGCAGGUUCAGGG